Messenger RNA from Mycotypha africana, 917 nucleotides. RefSeq lists its product as uncharacterized. The transcript has 2 exons. Bases 122 to 793 code for a protein of 223 amino acids. NCBI's taxonomy places the organism in Eukaryota, Fungi, Mucoromycota, Mucoromycetes, Mucorales, Mycotyphaceae. The record is from RefSeq and is a predicted model, not a curated record.
AAGGAUUUAUAUAACCCUUAUUUUGUUAUCAAAGUGUCGUACUCACAACAAAAUUCAUCUUCAAACCAGCCUUGGUAUGGAUAAAUUAUUAAAGUCUCAGAUCUGAACCGGAUCGCUUUGGAUGGUAACGAAAUUGACUAAUUACGUCGGUUGUUAUAGGUCAAGCAAUACCAGUGCGCAACAGCAGCAAAAUUGGCAACAGUACACCCAAUAUGGUGCGCCAGGUGCAGCUCUUACCCCACAACAGCAACAAGACUAUGCAGCUUACUACCAACAAUACCCAGCACAGACUGCUGAUCAGCAAGCAUAUUACCAGCAAUAUUACCAAUCACCAUAUAGCAAUCCGCCUCCUCCGGGUGUAGAAGGGCCACCAGGCGUAGACAUGCAUACAGCACCUAACAAUAAUUAUGACUAUUCACAAUAUUCAGGUUAUUAUUCUCAGCCUACCAAUAGUGUCGCUACCACUACUCCCUAUGCUCAACAGCUACAAUAUAACUACAAUUAUCCCUAUAACAAUAUUGAUCGAGCUUCAUGGAAUUCUCAACCAAUCUCAACGACGGCACAACAACACAGCCAUUACACCGCACCGGCUGUGCGUCCUAGUCCUCCUGCACAACAACAACAACAGCAAAAGCAGCCCCAACAACAAUUUUCGCAACAAAAGUCCUACAAUGCUCCACUUUCACAAUUUGUUCGUGGACAGCAGCAGCCCUUAACUGCAAUACAAAAAACAGAUACCACUCCUCCAACAACAGUAUCGUCUUUUUCUGUGGCUUCAAUAAGUAGGUUAUGAUGAUUGACUUGGUAAAGAUAUCCGUCUUAUUGUUUUCUUUUUUGUUAUAAUAGAGCCUCCUUUGAAGGUUCCACCUUGGUCAAAAAAGCCAGAUAGUUCAGCACAACCAUCAGCAACGGAUAAG